Messenger RNA from Verticillium nonalfalfae, 691 nucleotides. RefSeq lists its product as uncharacterized. The record is from RefSeq and is a predicted model, not a curated record. The annotation marks the transcript as partial. Lineage: Eukaryota; Fungi; Ascomycota; Sordariomycetes; Glomerellales; Plectosphaerellaceae. Gene Ontology annotation, biological process: regulation of transcription by RNA polymerase II. The transcript has 3 exons. Gene Ontology annotation, molecular function: DNA-binding transcription activator activity, RNA polymerase II-specific.
CUUCCUCAUCCUCGACAUAGCCAACGACGGUCUGCGGGACGCCCAGUCAACCCUCCAGGCCUACGAGCUCGAGCCCAUGCAUCACUUCUCCGUGAACACGGCCGGCACCCUGGCCCUCCGUGACAACGUGCGCCAGGUUUGGAAGAUUGUCAUUCCUCAAGAGUGCUAUCGGUAUCUCUUCAUCAUGGAUUGCCUCAUCGCCGUCAGUGCCCUCCACAAGUCGCUCCUGAUCCCGAGCCGGCGUGAGGAGUAUAUGAACGUCGCCGCCUGCCAUCAGCCUCUGGCCAUGAAAGUCUUUGCUGCCCGUCUGGAUCAUGUCAACGAGACCAACUGGGAGACCUCUGCCGAACGAGUUCCGCACCGCUCCACCACGGCAUCCGGACCCCGCUCGGAAACAGGCGUGUAUCCCGCCCGACACCUUGGCGGCCCUCGCCCGCACGUCCGCCGCGCUCGGUCACGACCACUUCCCGGGCGCCAGGACUACCUCGACGCCGCCGCCUCCUUUCAAGUCUGCGCCGAGUUGUUGUCCAAGGGCGGCAUGGUGUUCAUCUGGCAGUACGACAUCUCCGAGCGCGUGCUGCUUGAGCUGCGCGCGCUGAGCGGCCCCGCGCUGCUGCUCGUGGCACACUACUGCGUUUUCUUCCCCGUGAUGGAGGCGCGGCAGUGGUACUUCUGCGGCUCGGCGCGGUAG